GGGCGGCCCCGCCCCCCGGCGGCCAUUUGUAGCCGCGGCGCCCUGGCUGCGGGGGCGGGCGGUGCUCCCUGCGCGGCUCCGCACGGCGGGGCGCUCCGUGGGGCCUGCGGCUGCUCGGCGGGCGAGGACGAGAGAGAGAGACAGAGAGAGACAGAAAGAGAGAGAGAGAGAGACAGAGACAGAGACAGAGAAGGCGCCAGAGCCGGCGGCGCUGCUGCCGCGAUCGCUUCCCCUCGGCUUUCCCCCAUGGCCGCGGGCUGCAGGGACGGCCCGGGGCAGGAGAAGUAUCGGCUGGUGGUGGUGGGCGGUGGCGGCGUGGGCAAGUCGGCGCUCACCAUCCAGUUCAUCCAGUCCUAUUUUGUAACGGAUUAUGACCCAACGAUUGAAGACUCCUACACCAAGCAAUGUGUGAUAGAUGAGAGAGCUGCACGCUUGGACAUUCUGGAUACAGCAGGACAAGAAGAAUUUGGAGCCAUGCGUGAACAGUACAUGAGGACAGGGGAGGGUUUUCUGCUUGUUUUCUCAGUCACUGAUAGAGGAAGUUUUGAAGAAAUCUAUAAGUUUCAGCGACAGAUUCUUAGAGUGAAAGACCGUGAUGAGUUUCCUAUGAUUCUAGUCGGUAACAAAGCCGAUCUGGACCACCAAAGACAGGUGACACAAGAGGAAGGUCAGCAGUUAGCACGGCAACUUAAAGUAACAUACAUGGAAGCCUCAGCAAAAAUCAGAUUGAAUGUAGACCAAGCUUUUCAUGAACUUGUCAGAGUCAUAAGGAAAUUUCAAGAACAAGAGUGCCCUCCUUCACCAGAGCCAACACGGAAAGAAAAAGACAAGAAAGGCUGCCAUUGUGUUAUUUUCUGAGAAUUCCAAGAACUAAGCUAUCAACUGCCAGAUUAUUUUUUUUCUUUCCAUCAUUUUACAUCACUUCUGGUAUUGGUCUAGCCUUAUAUGUGCAUGUCCUAAAAGUGGUCACCAGAAUAGCCUUAGUCCAAGAAACUGGCAGAAUAGUUCUCAAAGAAGACUCAGUCACCCUGCGGCAGACUUCAAAUCAAAACACUAAGGCUGCUUCUUUAAUACCACAGUUCCUUCCUUCUCUCCCUAGGAACUUGCACCUUGUGGAGUUUUAUUCGCAAAGGAGAUAAAACCGUAUAGGACAAGGUGUUGAAGUCAUGCAUAAGUUGUCUCUUGUGAAUUAAUUUAUUUUUACUUCUGACAUUUCAUUAGCUAUUGCAAAGACCUAUAUUGAAGUAUAGAGAAUACUUUUAAAAAAGGGGUGGAUUGGCUUAUUUUGCCCUAGUUAAAUUAGACUUGAGUAUUCAGCUAGCCUUAAGAAACCUACACUGAAUUUCAUUGUCAGCAAAAAUUUUCAUCUCUCAUUUAUGCUGCAGUUUUAUUUCAGUGGCCAAAAUAGUCUACUGUAUUUAUUUUAUGAAUCCAGAACAGCUACAGGAUGAUUACUACUACUAUUAGGAUAUGGCCAAAUACCUGAGCUCAUUCUGGAUUGAGGCAUUUCAGCUUGUUAAGAAAUUUCACAUUAUUUGUUUGGAAACAAAUUGUGUCUUCCUUUGUAUUUUUGGGUAAGGGAUUAAGGAAAACUAAAAUUGUAGCUGGUUUUGUUUCAUGUGAUAUAAAAAUGAAUUUGAUCUUUCCAUUGUCAGAGAUGAUUAAAUGUUUUUGCUAUAUACUUUUAUACAUUAUUUUCUUAUCAAACUAGUUAACAAGUAUUUUUAUAUGUUUGUAAGCAAAUAUGCUUUCACAGCAUAACUUGUGUAUAUGUAAAGAUGAGUAUUUAAUUCUCACAGUUCACUUUUAACUGACAAAAUGUGGGAUUUGCCAAACUGUGGUAAACAUUACUUUUCUGGUUAUACCCAAGAGUGGCCAAUUAUGUGCCUGCCCAACACACCCAUAGAGUAAAAUCUAGUGUUGUGUUUUAAUGAAUUUCAGUAUCCCUUACUAAAGACUGACCAUUAUGUGAAUUAUUAAACUGUAAGACUUUUAACUGAUUGUUUAGUUAAACUGUGGAUGGUUGUUUAAUUUUGAGUUCUGUGGAUUGUGUUUAAACAAUUCAAGAGUCUGUUCCCUGAUAUUGAAAUACUGAGUGGUAUUGCACAGUUGUCACCUUACUGAAUGUGUCCAACAGUUCUUUGAAACUUGAUUAUUAAGCAAACCCUUGUAUAACUUCAGGUGCUAGAAUUAAAGAUGAUCUAACCAUUAUCGGGAGGUAAACACAUUGCCUCUUUCUGACUCUCUUCCAAAACCUGAAUUUUUUGGGGGUAGGGGGAAGAAGGCUGUGAUGGGACCUGGUAAGGAGAUAGAUAUGCACGUCUACAUGAUAUUUCUUUAGGCUUGGAAGUAAAGAAAAGCCAUUUCCAGCUUUUAUCAUCUAUCAUGAUUUAGGUGAUGUUUGUUUUGACUUCAAGAAUGUAGUUGGUGAUCAAAUCAACAAUUCUUGUUUUCGGGCAGUGCUCACUGUUAGGUGCUCUGCCAUAAAUCUGUGAAGGUCUGCUGAGAAACAGUGCUUAGACAAAUUCCUGUUAGCUUUACAGCAGCAAAGCAUUAAACCUCAGAGUAACACUAGUGCGACUGCAUAGCAGAGGCAUUUCAGUUUUUUAUGUAAUUGCAUAAUACUGUUUUGAGAGAAUGGGUAUUUCUUCCCUCACCCCUCCCAUUUCCCUUAAAGAAAGUUAUUGGUUGAUGGAAGGCUACUUACAAAUAACAUGUAGAAGAUCCAAGCAAGAAGUUACAGUGGAAGUACCUUUGAGAGACAGGUUACGUUUUUCAAGCCUGAAAACAUCACGUGUUUCCUUGAAUGUGUAAAGCUCUUUGAAUGAAGUCAUUAAAUGUGUGGCGUUAGAAUGAUUUAAGACAAAUUACAGCCGAGACUGAAUUUUUGAUGUGCAAAUAGCUUUGAUUAAUUUUCCCCCCCUUUUUUUAAAUCUUUUACUCCUGAAUUAUUCUUUUACAAUAGUAGGCUAUUGGAUAUAUAGAUGUUUUCAUAUGAAACUCAUAGUAAAGAUGAAGAGCACAGAAACUUUGCUUUUCCUCAGAGGGGAAAGCAGAAUAAUGUUGACGUGGUUGAUGCUAAGCAAUCUCCUCCUGUCUGCCAAGCCACACUGCAAACAUGGUAAACUUUUAUAAAUGAGUUAAAUAAAUGUGGGACCAUGAGACGCUGCUGUGAAAGUCUGCUUAAAGAUUAUUAACUGAGAUGCAGAUGCAGAUUCCUAUGCAGAUGUUUUUAAGGCUUCUGCUAGAGAGAAUGUGGAGGGAAAUCACAUAAUGUCAUGGUCUCUUUGAGGCUGGUUCACAUAUGGCACUUUAAGAAGCUGUUAAAAUGUAGGCAUUUUGAUCCUAUUCUUUAGACGUGAAGUAAGUAUUUAGAAAAGUAAGAGUUUUUUGACUUGUAAUGGUGGUCUAGGCAGUAGUGAGCUCAAAACAUCUUAAUGUAUUUCAAGGAUUUGCUUUUCUAAUUGUUGCACCUGAAGGUAAUUGUGAAAAAUGGUGCUUCUGCCCCUGCAGUGGAGCUCGCAAAAUGCACUAGGACUGUGGUCAGUCUUCUCAAAAGUGGUAGUUCUGAUCUUGCAUGCCUUGGACUGUUUGUGAAUUUGUAGUAGCUGACAACUAGACAGAUAGUUUCUUAUGACUUUACCUGGCAGAAGAAAUGCUUAAAGAUUUGUUGCUUAUGUUUGAAGUUACCACAGCUCAAGGCCGCAUCCAUAAAUCAUCUAAAUUCACACAAUUCAGGAAUUUGGGGUACUUAAAAUGUACCAACAAAUGACCUCCAAUUUCUCCUAAAACAACUUAGAGGAGGAUCUGAAUCUUGUUUCAAACAACAAAAUAAUUCUGCUUUGUCUGGAAUCUCACGCUACUGAGCUGCUACUCCACUUGAUGAGGAGGAUUUCCCUGCUUAUAAGCAAAAGCCUUUUUGUGCAAUUGGUGAAGUCUUACGAGUGAUCCAGAAUCAGGGAAGAAUUACUUCCACGGAGGUGCAGUGUAGCUCCUUAUGUCUACUCUGGUUGAUGUGUUUACUUCCUUUGAUGUAGCAAUUCUUCUGCAUCAGUACUCACAUGGUAAGUAACAUAUGCAUGUGAAGAGGAGAAUUUCCAGAAGUGUUAUAUCACCUUGUGUAAAAUCUGUUGUUUGUUGUGACAUGGCCUUCUCAGGGGCAGUAGAGCCACUGAUACUGAUGAUAAUUACAGAUUUUUGUGCAGAAAGGAGAUAAAAGGUAAGACUAGUUGCUUAGUCUCUUUCCAGCCUGUUGCAUUAGGCAUCUGCCACAACUCUUGUCUGCAGCCAUUCAGUCUUUCUGCUGCAGGUUAGAACUAACCCAGCAUGGUAAAAUUGCAGAGCUGUGUAGGUGGGUGAUCUUCCUAUCAAAGUUGUUUUCCUUUCGUUUUUUUAAUAAUGUUUGCAGUGCCUUGCAGUGUUUAGGUCACUGUGCAGUGCACCCUAGCAGUGCCUUCCCUCUUCCUGCCAAAGGAGGAAGGCUCUUCCACUGCCACCGUUUUGCACUGAUUGAUAUUGUGGCCCUGUAGAAGUGCUCAGUGUUUAGGCUGUCAGGCAAGAGAUCAGAUAAAUUCCUUAAGUGAGUCUGGCUCACUUAUGAGUUUAUAAUAUAUGAAUAUAGGAGCAUGUAGUGAGAUGAGCUGUUGUAAAAGAGUUAAUAAAGCAAAAUAUAUUUGGAAGGAGUUACACCCACUAACGCCAAGGCAAACUGACUUUAUGCAUGGUUUUGUGGUUAGUCAUCAUUGAUAAAAUUUAGGUCUGUAUUCAAACAAAAAUAUUAGUUAAAACUUCUCUGACAUCAACUUCUGUGAUGAUUUCACCCAUAGUGUAGCUGUAGCCAUUGUUGACUGGGCUGGCCAUGUAAUUUUUCUUACAAAACUAUAAUGAUCCUCUUCCAAAUAAAAGAUUCUUGAAGUCAGUCACCAUGAGCUAAGCACUGCCGUGAGUUACUUAACUCUUAAUAAUGUGGAGCUGGAAAGGCUCAGGAAUCAGCUAAACAGGGAAUGAGUUUACUCACUGGACAUAGGCAUAGGCUUUGGAAACUGAUAACCCUCAUGUUCCAACACCAUGAUAAAAGAAAUACUCAAACUGAAUUUAGAAAAACACUUUAGC
Molecule: messenger RNA, 5112 nt
Organism: Cuculus canorus (common cuckoo)
Lineage: Eukaryota; Metazoa; Chordata; Aves; Cuculiformes; Cuculidae
Gene: RRAS2
Product: RAS related 2
Exons: 6
Coding region: 247-858 (203 amino acids)
Biological process (GO): signal transduction
Cellular component (GO): plasma membrane
Molecular function (GO): GTPase activity; GTP binding; GDP binding
Source: RefSeq, a predicted model, not a curated record